Sphaeramia orbicularis (orbiculate cardinalfish) is the source of this 2275-nucleotide messenger RNA. Its product is annotated as monocarboxylate transporter 1-like. The transcript is spliced from 5 exons. Gene Ontology annotation, molecular function: lactate:proton symporter activity. The record is from RefSeq and is a predicted model, not a curated record. The coding region runs from base 331 to 1686 and encodes 451 amino acids. Lineage: Eukaryota; Metazoa; Chordata; Actinopteri; Kurtiformes; Apogonidae. Gene Ontology annotation, cellular component: basolateral plasma membrane. Gene Ontology annotation, biological process: plasma membrane lactate transport.
UCUUGACACCGAAUGAACUCAAAUUUUCAACUUGACUUAAGUCACUGAUAACAGAUGAAAUCGGAGGUUGUGGUGCCACUGGCGAGUUUUGGACUGUCACAGAGGAUAUAGACCCACAGAUCAUUUCUGGAGUAUCUGUGAAACAUAUGCAGUGACUCUUUUUUCAUACAUAUUCAGAGAUGCUCAGUCAAACUCAAUGAAGUCUGCACUGUGUUAGUGGAACUCAGAAAUUGCUAUUUCUUUGCAGACCUCAUCGGGCCUUGUUCAGGAGCUCCUUCCAAGGCCCUCAUUGCUCUUACAGUUUUUAAAUUGACAAUUUUGUGAGUGAAAAUGCCACCCGCCGUUGGUGGUCCAGUAGGCUACACCCCACCUGAGGGAGGCUGGGGAUGGAUGGUGGUAAUGGGGGCCUUCAUCUCUAUUGGCUUCUCCUAUGCAUUCCCAAAGUCCAUCACUGUCUUCUUCAAGGAGAUCGAGGCCAUCUUUGACGUGACCAGCAGCCAGGUGUCCUGGAUCUCGUCCAUCAUGUUAGCUGUCACGUAUGGUGGAGGUCCCAUCAGCAGCAUUCUGGUUAAUAAAUAUGGGAGUCGUCCAGUCAUGAUGGUAGGAGGAUGCCUGUCUGGACUGGGGCUUGUUGCUGCUUCCUUCUGCAAUUCAGUUCAAGCACUGUACUUCUGUAUUGGUGUCCUGGGAGGUCUGGGCUUGUCCUUCAAUCUCAACCCUGCUCUCACCAUGAUUGGAAAGUACUUCUACAAUAAGCGUCCUAUUGCUAAUGGACUCGCCAUGGCUGGCAGCCCUGUUUUUCUCUCUACAUUGGCUCCUUUGAACACAUGGCUUUUCGACAAGUUUGGAUGGAGAGGAAGCUUUCUGAUCCUGGGUGGUUUUCUUUUCAACUGUUGUGUUGCUGGGGCCCUCAUGCGGCCGAUAGGACCUAAACCCAAACCAGUUGAGAGGACAUCAGAGAGGAGGACUGUAGCCCAGGUCAUUAACAGCUUCAUUGACCUGUCUUUGUUCAAGCACCGGGGCUUUUUGCUCUAUAUUGUGGGCAACAUUGUCAUGUUCUUUGGUCUCUUCGCACCACUGGUGUUCCUCAGUAAUUAUGCAAAAAGCAUACAUAUCCCCAAGGAAAAGGCAGCCUUCUUACUGUCUGUACUAGCUUUUGUUGACAUGGUUGCUCGGCCCUCAAUGGGUAUUGUGGCUAACACCAAAUGGGUCCGCCCCAGAAUACAGUAUUUCUUUGCUGCCUCUGUGUUGUACAAUGGUGUGUGCCAUGUUUUUGCACCACUAUCAGUAGACUAUAAAGGGUUUGUCAUCUAUGCUAUCUUCUUUGGUUUUGCCUUUGGCUGGCUCAGCUCGGUUCUGUUUGAGACGCUGAUGGACCUAGUGGGAGCCCAGCGCUUCUCCAGUGCUGUUGGCCUGGUCACUAUUGUGGAGUGUGGUCCUGUCCUGUUAGGACCCCCAUUGCUUGGAAAAUUCAAGGACGUCUACCAUGACUACAAGUAUACAUACCAGGGCUGUGGGAUCCUCCUCAUUGUCUCCAGUGUGUUUCUCUUCUUGGGAAUGGGACUGAACUACCGUCUGCUUGACAAAGAGAAAAAAGAGGAGGAAAGAAGGGCCAGGGUGGGCGGUAGAAAACCAAAGUCCAGAGGUGAUGAGGAGAUGGAAGCCAGAAAUAUAGAAGACAACUGAUUCUGUGUUCGCUGUCAUAUCAGGGUGCAGUUUAUCUUCUCUGUGACAUGUUAUGUUGAUGAAAAACCUAGAGAUGAAACAUGCUUCUCUGCCUAAAUGGUAGAUUAGUCUGCUCUCACUACUUACUCUUGAAUUUCUUUAUACAUUAUUUUUAAAAUCACAAGAAAAAUACUUCACAUUUGCACAUGCUCUUCCCUGUACACUAAUAUAAGACCUUUCACACCAAUCCACAUAAAUACAUCCACUAUUCUAACAGGAUGUGUUACGUUUGGACCAUGUUUGUUUCCAUUCAUCAUCUAUACAACGGUAGUAAGUCAUUGUCAUUAUUGGGUGUUUUUGAUGUCAUAUGUAGUCAAAUGUCUUUCUGUACAUGCCUUGCUUCAAACUGUACUCAUUACAAGGGUAUAUCACUUUGUGUUUCACAUGUUUUUUGUUCAGAUAUAUUGAUCCUAGUAGUUUUUCUUCUAAAUAUCUUGCUUGUCUAUUUAUCAUGAAACAUAUUGGUUAUUAUCAAUGAUUUUGAAGGCAUUAAAACUUGGUGCUUUGUCUAUUUACAAGAUAGUAAAAAUGUGCCUCUCACUUCAAGUUA